Messenger RNA from Cercospora beticola, 2566 nucleotides. RefSeq lists its product as uncharacterized. NCBI's taxonomy places the organism in Eukaryota, Fungi, Ascomycota, Dothideomycetes, Mycosphaerellales, Mycosphaerellaceae. The record is from RefSeq and is a predicted model, not a curated record.
CAUACGCCAAGGCAAGUUCAGAUCGAAGUGAAGCAGGGAUUGUGCACCAACGAAUCUUUGUGUCAGCCUGUCUGCAGGAUUUGAGCCAACCAACCUUACGCAGUGUUGCAGAAAGCGUGCAAUUUAUCAGAAAGCUAAGCCACUUAGGAGCCCCACAUACCACAUGCUGUGCCGCAAGGCUCAGCAAACGAGCACACGAGCAAACGAUGCACAGCGCGCUCCUGUGAGACAGACCGCGACGUUCAGGACGAUGACAACAGUAUCGAAUCGUAUACUACGCUUCGCAGCUGUGGUGCUGUUGCUCAGCUUCUUUCUGCUAAUUUUCAGUUGGCAGUCCACUGCGAGUUGGCCUUCUAAGAUCACAGGAACGCUGUCGACAGAGCCCCAGAUACCACGUGUCGACCCCGGCAGCGACGAUAGAGCCAGGCAACCACGGAUAUCUUGCAAGGGCGUCAGAGGCGCUCUGAUCGAUGCUGGGAACAUUGUCGAUAUCCCUCAGGCGUCGGCGGAGCUCUCAAGCGUAGCCUUUACCGAGCCUACCUUUGGCUCGUAUAAGGCUCUCAAUCUGUCUCAAGGAUGGAUGACUUUCAAGCAGCGAUAUGGGCCGUAUGGCUACAGCAAUGCCACAGCUGCACACAGCGAGGUGGAUUGGGAUUCGGUUGACUGGGGUCAGCUACAGAGUGAUUGCGCAGAGAGCAACCGAGAGCGUUUCGGCCACCUCGAUUUCUUCGAGCCAGGUCCGCGAUUUCGUAAUGUCGGCGAUACGCAUCUACCCGAGGCCCCACGAGAGAAGACAGGACGACAAGCCAUCGUGUUGAGAACCUGGAGCACAUACGAGUACCAUCCUGAAGACCUUUGGAACCUGCGCUCCAUCAUCACCGAAGCUACUCUUGCAACAAACGCAGACUAUCAAGUUUUCCUGCUCAUCGAUCUCAAAUGUAGCGACCAGCCUGAGUGCAAAGACGUGUUCUCGAAUUACACUCGGUACAAUCAUGUCCUGGAGUCCGUACCGAAGGAGUUUCGCAGUAUAUCGGUUUUAUUUGAUGAGAGCCUGCAACGCAAUUGGUGCCCCAAAACAGAAGAGUAUCGUUCAAUGUGGCAGAUUAUGCAGCCACUUCAGCUGUUCGCCCACUUCUAUCCUGAGUUCGAUCACUACUGGCAGAUCGAAAUGGAUACACGAUUUACCGGGCAUGUUGGCAAGAUGCUACAGGGUUUCGAUAAAUUUGGCCGAGCACAACCGUAUAAGCAAGCCCGCGAGCGAGCAAGCUGGGCUUACAUGUCAAGCAUCCACGGCACAUACAGCGAGUUCUCGGCUAAGAUCAAUCAGUCCCUACACGGCGGCGCCACGAUUUGGGGACCGGACACAAUCAACAAUGUCACACCAUUCGGCUCAACACUGCCUCUCAAGCCAGAAGACGAUGACUUCCAGGUAGGCGUGGGAGCAGAUGCCGAUCUCCUUUUAUUUGGCCAGCUAAACGACGUGCGAAGAUUCGAGAAGCAAGAAGACUGGGUGUUCAAAGACUGGUACCUUGGCGGCUUUGCAGACGAUGUUCCACGAUACAUGUCUGUACCCGCACAAGCGAGGGCAUCGUACGAUCUGCUGGAAGCUGUUCAUCGCUCGCAGCAUGAAUCCGGGUUGAGGGUGCCUAGUGAGGCUACGCUGCCCAGUUGGGCUCUUUGGCUGGGCCUGAAAGUUGUUGGCAUUCCACUGCCUCUGUACCAGUACCCCGAGCGGCAACACCAUGAGCUCAAUUGGGUCAGAAAUGGAGGACUGCCUGACAGAAUGAUAGACGGCAUUGCCAAUGGCGCAGGAAACUAUCGAGGUAGUUCUCUGGCAUUCUUUACCCGCCCGGUAACGUUCGAUUGGUGGUCGUCACUGGCUGACCCUGUUUUCGAGCAUUGGAUGGGAACUUAUAAGAACAAAAGUCAGGAGAAAGACCUUGAGCAUCCUGAGUAUGCCGUGGUGCCAAACGAGCUUCCUACUUUUAUGAGAGAGUUUGAUGGAGAGGUAUACAUGCCGGAAUUGAUCAUACAUCCGCGGAAGAGUAAUUCGUACCAUGCUCCCGGCUGAACGCGACAAACACAACACUACACAUGCUCGCCAUCGUGGGAGAAACCUGCAGCUGAAGGAGUAACAUUGCCGCCUGGCGCUGGGCCGCACUUGGAGGGAACAACAGGCACGGGGUUCUGCUGGCCCAUCUGGCAUAUUGGAUCUGUGCCAGCCACAACCAAUCCAGAGCUGCACGAGGUUGGUGGACACAAGCACAGUUCCGGUGAAUGCGAUUCUCAGGCACGGGCUGACUGCUGAGCUUGGUCUCACUGCAUAGCCAGAAGUGCCAGAUGUCUGUGGCGCCUUCGCACUGGGACAUCCUAGUAUCAUCGCUGUUGCACUCCAGACAAUAGCUGAGGACUUGGUGGUCUAGAAAUUUGACACUCGUCAAUCAAUUAUCGAUCUAACAGUUACCGAUUGAAUGGAAUUGAGUUGAUCAAAUCCGAGACAAUGCCCAGCCUUCAAACUUUGGGCAGGUGCAUGACGCCACUUUCCCAAGCUUGUACAUCCAACCUU